Caenorhabditis briggsae is the source of this 999-nucleotide messenger RNA. RefSeq names its product Protein CBR-SRV-9 (gene Cbr-srv-9). The coding region runs from base 1 to 999 and encodes 332 amino acids. Lineage: Eukaryota; Metazoa; Nematoda; Chromadorea; Rhabditida; Rhabditidae. The record is from RefSeq and is a predicted model, not a curated record. The transcript has 7 exons.
AUGUACCACGAAAUGUACGAGUUCUCCUUCUGGUUCGUAAUUCUGGAGUCUCUAGUUUUAACGGCUCUGCUACUAUUUACAACUGUCUCGUUUUUCCUCUAUUUCAUAGAAAUUCAAAUCAUAUUUUCUUACCGGAAAACCACUUUUAGAGGACCUUUCUACCGUUUGAUGUUCGUUGGAAUAAUUGUCGACAUGAUUUCCGCUAUAAACAUGUUCACCGGGCAAGUGAUCCCAGCUAAAAGAUGGUUUGAACCAUUCCUCCUUCGCCAUCAAAGUUUGCUCGGCGCAACAUUUAUUACAGUAACCUACGGAGCUCGUUGUAUCCAAGGAGCCACUGCGACUAUUUUGUCGUUCUGUAGAGUUUGUGCAGUUUGUUUCCCGAUCUUUUAUCAUAAGCUGGGCCAGCCAAACUACAUUUACACCGUGCAAUUUUUACAAGUGUCUGGUGUUUUUGUAGCAUUGGCACUUUUGGGACCGGAUACUUAUGAGUAUAUAAUGGAGGAUAAUGGGCUAUACGCUGUGGGAUCCGAUGACGCGGAUGCGGAAUGGUUCUACAACUUUGUGACCAUUAUGGAAGUAUUCUUCGUGCUAGCAAUCGUGGCAAACAACAUGGUGACAUACACAAUGUUCAAAGUAAAGUUCAGUAAGAAGAAAAAUAUAAACACCAUCUCGCCUAGUAAAUACCAAGGGAGCCAGGAGAAGCAAAAAAGGGAAAACGGUCUGGACAAAAUGACAUUCAUCGUAUGCCUCGUAGAGAUAAUCUAUUUUGCGUUCAUAGUCUACUCUCUCCAAAUCAAUCAAUCAAUGAACAAGAGAGUUUUCUACUUUCUCUACAAUAUCCUCUGUGUGAUCUAUUCCACAUUUUCCGCCUGGAUGCUUCUUUUCGUUUCGAAACCAAUCAAUGCCCAGUUUCAUCAGAGAUUUUUAAGCCUGACAUCUCGCCGUUCGACUCGAUCCAUGUCAAUUUCUGUUCAAGGCAGUCGUGAUGCUAAUAAAUGA